This is a messenger RNA of Colletotrichum scovillei, 3424 nucleotides long. RefSeq lists its product as uncharacterized. Lineage: Eukaryota; Fungi; Ascomycota; Sordariomycetes; Glomerellales; Glomerellaceae. The transcript has 2 exons. The record is from RefSeq and is a predicted model, not a curated record. Bases 1437 to 2921 code for a protein of 494 amino acids.
CUCAGACAAAGCCUCCUUUCUCAUUUGAUCUGGCUUCGACAAUGUCCUAUUGCUCUUUUCUCCGAUUUGUUUAUAAGUCAGCCUUACCAGGUACUAUUCAACCAGAUUCUCGGGUCCAAAGUCACGUCAUGUUUGAUACCGCGUCGCCGCCGUCGAUCUGCUCGAAAGGUGGAACAAAAACAAGUAUCUCAGAAACGGAUGCUCUGCGGAAGACGAAAGGGGGGAGCAGUAGCAGCAGAAGCAGCCGCCGCCUCCGCCGCCUUCGUGCCGUUUUCAGACGAUGUCCGAAGGCUCGCAGCAGCAGCGGGCGUCACGGAACGCAGCACGCGCCGAGAGGACGACAACGUCCUGCGGGGAGUGCAGACGGAGGAAGCAGAAGGCACGUACACCUACAACUUGAGACUUCUUUCCUUUAGCUGUUUACACUGUUUGUCGGUAUCAAGUGUUGGCUAAUCGCUCACGAGAUAUGCAAAGAGGCGUCUUUGCUUCGUCUUGGGCCCUCAUAUCCAAGGACCCUAAGACUAAUUCUGAUACAGUGUGACCAAGGUCAGCCAUGUAGCAACUGCCUCCGUCGUUUUCCUCAACCAGUAUGCGAGUACCGCGUAGGCAAGUAAGUCUGAGCUACCGCCCUCGUCACCGUUCCCUCCUGCCAGAUCUACGGCUGCUAUCACAAUGUUGUACAUGAUCUAAUCCCACAGCAGUCGCAUACCGGGAACUUCUACCUUCUUGACACCAGCAAGGGCAGGAGGUCGUGGUCCUUUUCUUUCAACACUACCAGGAGUAAGCUCUCCCCUGAUACAAGCGUCUCAGUCAGCAAGACCGCUCGGGAGUCCUUCUAUCGCUGGCUGGGCUGUAUCAGGUAUUUCGACGUCACAUCCAAGUCCAGGCUCGGAACCGGCAACAUAUCAAUCUACGCUUGGAGCACAUCGAUCAGAGGCAGAGCUCCUCAACAGCGAUGCAGAAUGUCUUCCACCGUCAGUCUCGUGGCUUCCAUUGGCCAACCCCGAUCGUAGUAUACUAGAUGUCGAUAUCUUCCAAGCAUCGCAGCAAGUCUUGUCACAUCGAUUAGCAGUCCCAAAGUUGAUUUUUGACAACUUUGAAACAGCCCAUGACGAAGACGACACUCCGCAGCAUGGACAGAGUCCUGGACCUUGGUCACGUCCAGCAGAGUCAAGGGUACAAUUCCCGGAGCGACCAGCCAGCGGUAUUGACGAGCAAAUAGCACUUUUACCUGUGGAUCAAAGCCCCUUGAACAAGAAAUUGCUUAGACUGUGUAAGUGGAAACAGCCCCUGAUCUGCCAAAGCCAUGAUCCUGAUAUGCGAGUACAGACAUCGCCGUUCUCUCUCGAUUCAAAGCCUCUAUCAAUGGCGACCCGAGCCCCAACAAUCCUUUUAUACGUUAUUACUCCCCCUUCUGCCUUCAAGAUCCUCUAGUGAUGCGGAUCAUUCUCUAUACCUCAGCCUGCUUCCUCCACGAGACUGGGGAUGUACGGACAGAUGUCCUGCGGACUUACAAAGGCCAAGCCAUCGCUAUGCUCAACGAAAGCCUGACCACGGACAACAGCAAGAGCACGGGGUCAAACACCGCCGCGUUGACCGCAACAGACGCAAACAGUUCAACCACACCGGCAAUUCAAAAGCCCGGCGAUGCGGCCAUCGCCGGCGUCAUUCAGCUCACCGUGGCUGAGUGGUACUGGGGCGAGUCGGACCAGGACCUAAGGUACCACCUCAUGGGCUUGCGAGAUAUGAUCAGAGUGCGCGGCGGCUUCAAUCAGCUCGGCAUGGACGGCCUCUUGGCGAAAAACGCUAUCGUUCACGAUGUCUCCAUAUCCCUCGCCCACGAGAACAGCCCACUGCUACUGACUCUGUCGCCUUCGGACGACGACCGUAAAGGCGGAGGAAGCGGAUGCAAAGGGUCGACGGAGUCAGCGACAGCAGGAGGAGCGGCAAAUUCUACACGUCGGGUCUUGGCGACGGCGUACGCUUUCGUCGACCCUAUAAAGGACGUCCCCCUCCGCAUGGCGAAUCUAUCGCCCAUGGUGAUACAUCUACCGAGCAGCGGAUCACUCCCGUCUUUCUCCGAUUGCGCCACGAGUCUGCGCAUCCACCCGGCGACGGCCUCGAUACUCGACAAUGUGAAGUACCUUCUUAGCGUCGUCGACGCGAUUUAUGAUGAAUCGACGACAUCAGCAACGACAAACUCAGCCUCACUGAAGGCCCGAGCGAUGGGGAAGUACAUGUAUGAACAUAUCAGCAGUCUUCAUUCAACCAUACCUGGACAUCGCCAAAGUUUGUCCUCAGAUCCUCCGACUCGAACGAAUUCACCACCCGCAAGCAAUUAUUCCGCCGCCUUCGAUGGAGAGUCCAUACGGAGCGGGAGUAUGUCUAGCACAGGUACGGCCGCCGGACCUGGCUCCGUUGGCCCGGGCCGAUCACCUUCGGGCCCGAAUUCCGACUCCACGACAUCCGAAUGGUCGUCAACCAAGUCACAUACCCGAGACGCUAGCGAUUCUCCGGCGAGUCCUCGAUCCGCAUACCACCACCAGCAGAGUCCGGACUUCAUGUACCAGGUUAUCCGAAUGACAGCGUUACUCUACACGCGGGCCGUCAUGACCCGGACGCCGCUGAGCGGGACAUGCACGGAAUCAGAAUUUCUGCAGAUCUGGACGACGACAUGGCGUGUACCCCUGUCGACAUGGAACGACACGGUGGGCAUCUUUCACUGGAUUAUGCUGGCUAUCGCGCCGGCAUGCCACCGGACGCCGCAUGCGCGCUUUGUGAAAAACAUGUUAACGAUCAGCACCCUCACGCUCGGAGUGGAAAACUGGGCAAUGGCUAUGGGUGCCGCGUCGACUGGCAUGCGGCUGCAGCAUUGGCUCGAGGGCCAAGACAUGGGAGAGCAGGAGGAGAGGGAGGAGUAGAGGAGGAGAGGGAUGGAGCGGCAUCCAGCAAGAGGAGGACGGCGCUCCGGGCGCGAAGAGCGGUGAGUGGGUGUGUAGCCAAGAAACACUCGACGAUUGCUGAAGAGACUCCUCCUUUGUAGUGGAGAGACUCCGUUCCCGCAAAGUCAUGGAUAUUGCUGGACACGUCGAGACACGGCCGCAUAUUGCAGGUCACAAAACCCGACAACGAAGGAAAACAAUUCCCUCCAUCGUCGAGGUGUGAAGGACGGGGCCACUGGCAAAAGCAGAUUACUGCGUUCUGCGUCGAGAAUGACAACCCAUAAGCGUAACGUCUGCGACAACAACAAACCUGCAAUUCUCGGGGAUUUGCAAGACUUCAACUUGCCACGAGGUGGUGAAGAAGGCGACGCUGCCGGCGGCAACACCGUAGCGCAGCGGUCUCUUCUCAGGGGUCAGCUUGCUGCUGGGAGCUACUGCAUAAAGGUAGCAUUGGGAGAGGAAAAAAAGAACAGACAGGGGGC